CUUCCUGAUUUCUUCUAUGGAGGCUGUCUGUGGAACGCCGAGAAUUUCAUAAUGUGUGGGCAUUGCUCGCGAACCUUGUCGGUUGCGUAACAGCAGCCCAUUCCACCGCGUUGCUACCUUCGUAAAGCCGACAGAUUUUGCCAACAUCAUAUCCUCUCUCCCAAGUUCAUAAUGGCUUACAAUGUCAGCAAAACCUUGACAUUCCUGGCGCUAGUGGGAGGAAUGAUGGCAGGAAGCACCGCAGUGCACAGAUGGCUCAAACCAGAUAUGUCUAUUCCUGACCUUCUAGGGGACCAACCACGACAGUCUGUCAAGCAGCCGCCAAAGUAAACCCGAGCAGUAUCUAAUAAGCAAUCGAAGCACUUCACGCUCGGGCAGUGUGCCAUGUAAAGUAACUUCACCCUUACGAGACAUAAUGAAAUGCUGGAAACCAUUCUGAGCAACUGUCAGGCCAUCAGGAAGCAACACAGUCUGUGAAAGAUACUGGGAAUAGAUAGUUAUCGUGAAACAGGAAGACACACUGCAUUUCGUUUACAGAGUAUCUAGAAGCAACGGAGAAUGACUAAAAGUGUACAGCUGGUUCUAUGUUUAUUGCUUAUUCCCUUUUGAAAUCAGCCACAUUGGAGGGGUA
Spizellomyces punctatus DAOM BR117 is the source of this 631-nucleotide messenger RNA. RefSeq lists its product as uncharacterized. The transcript is spliced from 3 exons. Gene Ontology annotation, biological process: mitochondrial respiratory chain complex III assembly. The record is from RefSeq and is a predicted model, not a curated record. NCBI's taxonomy places the organism in Eukaryota, Fungi, Chytridiomycota, Chytridiomycetes, Spizellomycetales, Spizellomycetaceae. The coding region runs from base 172 to 330 and encodes 52 amino acids.